UUGAAUUCCUCUUGAAAACCCCAUUCGCUGUCUGCACGCAAUUCUAGUCAUCCUACAAAAUAAUGGAGACCGCGUAUCUACUCUGCUCUACCAUCCUUCUGAGCCAUUUGGGUUCGAUUCCAGCGAAUAUUAGGUGCUCUCAAAUAAUUUAUCGUGAAGAAAAAUCGUACAGAUUGAUCAGGAGUCGCGCCCGAUCAACCUUGACUGCGUUAUCGAGAAGAAACGUGUCGGAUCUGAAAAAAUGCAAGGAGUUUGCGGUCGCUAAAAAGGCCCUGGCAUUCAACUUUGGUCGGAGAAUAUCAGAUGGAGUGGCCGCUAAAUCUGAAUACAACUUGGCAAAUUGCAUUGCCUUGGGAUGCCCGGAGGUCGAUGGAUUUGCCGAUCUCGUUUACGACUUGAGAUUCGAUUACUACAGCCUCUACAAAGCUGAUGAUAACCCGUUGAACGGAUCAGAGAAAACGCGUACCUGCGUUCCGACUGUAGGACUGUUUGAAUUCUCUGAUGUUCCUAAAGACUUCACCGAGGCUCGUAAGGAUUGUGCGGCUUCCGGAGGAACGUUGGCGCAUAUAGCCAGUCCUGAAAGAACUAAACUGCUGCCCAAUUUGAUCGAAAAUAAUCUAAAAACUGACGGUCGUGCCUUUGUCGGUCUGAGUAGACGAGGGAAAGGGACCAUAUGGAAAAAUGAAUUCGAUGAUCCCUUGGGAUGUUUCGACUUCAGGGGAUGGGCUAGGAGGGAACCUCGCUCUCGCAGGGGCUGUGUUGCUUUGGAUAAGGAUCGAACUUGGACGGUGGUUUCCUGCGAUAAAUCGUUACCCUUCAUCUGCGAGAUACUGCCGACAAUUUCAGCGACUCGUAGGAAGGGUCAAACUCCAGUACGAGAGAAUCAUAUGAAAAAUAAAUGAGAUGAACAAAUCGAGUUUAGUAAUAAAUUGAGGAAUCCACACGAUACGUAUGAUUAUUAUUCAGGUUUAUUCAACAAUGACUUCGACAACGACAAUGUCAUCGAGAUUGUAAAUAUUCUACCUAAAUUUGAUAGUUCAGUUGGAUUCAUAUACCACUACUAUUUUGUUGAUGGUUUUUUCAGCUACCAUCUAUCAUCUAAAAUUCUUUUGUUACAUUUUCACAGAAUUUCAUUAAACUUUACAAUACCUAUAAUUAAUUACAUUUUUUUUUUCUUUACCGUGGUUCAAUCUGGGCCUGCACGAUACACAUUCUGAGAAUUGCCCAACAAUUACCUCUGUUCUGAUGCGCAUUUGAGCCGUAGACAUACCGAUAUAUCCGAAAACAAAUUUUUUUUUU
Molecule: messenger RNA, 1299 nt
Organism: Athalia rosae (coleseed sawfly)
Lineage: Eukaryota; Metazoa; Arthropoda; Insecta; Hymenoptera; Athaliidae
Exons: 3
Coding region: 63-902 (279 amino acids)
Source: RefSeq, a predicted model, not a curated record